Molecule: messenger RNA, 237 nt
Organism: Brugia malayi
Lineage: Eukaryota; Metazoa; Nematoda; Chromadorea; Rhabditida; Onchocercidae
Exons: 2
Coding region: 1-237 (78 amino acids)
Source: RefSeq, a predicted model, not a curated record
AUGAAAAAGAAUGGAUUAGUAAGCGAAAAGAGCUAUCCAUAUGGGAAAAAGCAUGGGUCAUGUGAAAUGAAAAGUGCACGAUUUGGAAAACCUGUUGCCACCUUUACAGUAAGCCGUGUUACACCUUUAUUAUUUAAAGCACUUCUGGCAAAGGACGGAAUAUUUAGUGAUCAAUGCGACGAAGGUUUUUAUUCACAUACGGUAUUAGCGGUUGGAUUUACAAAUAAUAUAUUUUAA